UCUCUCUCCCAUUUCCUUUUCCGGCAUAACUUUCACAAAAAAGAGAAUGUCGGGACGAAGAUCACGUUCGAGACAAUCAUCAGGAACUUCAAGGAUCUCCGAAGAUCAAAUCAACGAUCUCAUUCUCAAGUUGCAGCAGCUUCUUCCUGAGCUCAGGGAUAGUCGUCGCUCCGACAAGGUUUCAGCAGCAAGGGUGUUACAAGAUACGUGCAACUACAUAAGGAAUCUGCAUAGAGAGGUCGAUGAUCUAAGUGAGAGGCUAUCUGAGUUACUUGCAAACACAGACACUGCUCAAGCUGCGUUAAUCAGAAGUUUACUUACCCAAUAAUUCCUAUCUUUUUCUUCUUCUUCUUCUUAUUUUUUUCUGUUUUUUUUUUUUUGUUUUCUAUAAUAAUAAUAAUAGUUUGCGGAUUUGUUUUUUCUAUAGAUGAUGAUGACCUUAUAAACGUUUAAUGAUACGAGUUCGUCACCUCUCCUUCGGUCAUAAA
Camelina sativa (false flax) is the source of this 488-nucleotide messenger RNA. RefSeq names its product transcription factor PRE3. Gene Ontology annotation, molecular function: protein dimerization activity. The record is from RefSeq and is a predicted model, not a curated record. Gene Ontology annotation, biological process: regulation of growth; regulation of DNA-templated transcription. Lineage: Eukaryota; Viridiplantae; Streptophyta; Magnoliopsida; Brassicales; Brassicaceae.